AUGCCGUUUUCUCCUGCGCAACUGCUGGGAUUUGUUCUUCUGGUGACGGUUUCCUGUAGUAUAGCACUACCAUCGUUUGAUAUCAGUGAAAUACACAGCGUUAAGCAGUUGGCCAAAUCUUGGACAUACAACUUUCAACGCUACAACACAACUUUGAAGCACGAGUUCGAGUUGCGACCAAUUUGGGAAGACGUUUCCAUAUGGUGCUUUAACCGAAAAUCAGACAAAUUUCGCCUAACCUCCAGCGACUUUGUUGACUUCAGUGAGGUGCUCCAGGAAAACCGUUCCACCGUACUGUUCGUUCAUGGAUGGCUGCAGAGCAAACGGCAAUUUGCCGAAGGUGCGAAACGGUUAGCUAUGGCUGUGCCGAACCGCAACUAUUGUCUGGUCGAUUUUGAAACACUCGCCACUGUGGAAUUGCAGCUGUUCAUUAACCAAAUCGCGCCACGCAUUGCCACCUAUCUGGCCGGCUUCGUACAAAGCCUUGGUGCCAUCGACAUACCACCGGAACAAGUCACGCUCGUCGGUGAAGGUGUUACGGCCCAUCUUGUCGCACAAGCCGGGCACAUACUCGCGGGACAUCUUGGUUCUAUCAUCGGGUUGGAUCCGUUGGGACCAUUCUACACCGUCGGACCGUUGCUCCAGCGUUCGCGCACCACGCUGGACACUUCCGAUGCACGGUUCGUGCAGGUGUGGUACAGUUCCAUCGGUCAGCUCGGUUCACCCAUUCCGUUGGGACAUCAGAACAUCUACGUUAACGGUGGGCUCCAUCCUCAACCUCCAUGUGCCUGCUUCACGAAGGUGUUUGGUGCAACGAACCUGUUAACGCAGCUGUGCAGUCAUUACUUUGUGGUGGAAGUAUUUAAAGCUACGCUCGAUCCUGCCACUGACCUACGCGCUACGAAAUGCCACAGCUACAAGCACUUUCUCACCGGUCGCUGCACGAUUCAUCCCACGACACGUGCCACCGGCGAUGGAACCGAUGCCGGCAAUUUCUAUCUCCAAACGUCCUGCCAACCACCGUACCUUUAA
Anopheles marshallii is the source of this 1032-nucleotide messenger RNA. Its product is annotated as phospholipase A1 member A-like. The record is from RefSeq and is a predicted model, not a curated record. NCBI's taxonomy places the organism in Eukaryota, Metazoa, Arthropoda, Insecta, Diptera, Culicidae. The transcript is spliced from 3 exons. Gene Ontology annotation, molecular function: lipase activity. The coding region runs from base 1 to 1032 and encodes 343 amino acids.